ACCAUAUUUAUAUAAAGGAAUGACAGAAGAAGAAAUUGCUGAGUAUCGAAAGUAUCAAGUAGAGCAAAUUGAGGAGAAGAAAAGGCUUAAAGACGAAGAAAAAGAUCUAGAAAAACGGUUUUACGAUUACUUUGAUGAAAUGCACAGAAAAGUGAAAGAAAUUGAUGAUGAACUUGAAGAGAAUCGAAAGAAAUUUGCCAAAACUCUGGAAGAACAAAACUUGAAACUUGCCAAAGAACAGAAGGAUAAUAAUGAUCUUUUUAAUAGAUAUGGUUUAACUAAUGUUCCAAACGAAUUAUAUUUUAAUCAAUUCAAUCAAUCAACUAGAUAAUUUUUUUACUUAUUCGUAAUGAAAUAUGUAAGUGUCUAUUUCCAAAAACAAUUAACUUCUU
Messenger RNA from Aethina tumida (small hive beetle), 392 nucleotides. Its product is annotated as RIB43A-like with coiled-coils protein 1. The coding region runs from base 20 to 331 and encodes 103 amino acids. Lineage: Eukaryota; Metazoa; Arthropoda; Insecta; Coleoptera; Nitidulidae. The transcript is spliced from 3 exons. The record is from RefSeq and is a predicted model, not a curated record.